Molecule: messenger RNA, 972 nt
Organism: Eimeria necatrix
Lineage: Eukaryota; Apicomplexa; Conoidasida; Eucoccidiorida; Eimeriidae
Product: fatty acid elongation protein, putative
Exons: 3
Coding region: 1-972 (323 amino acids)
Biological process (GO): sphingolipid biosynthetic process; fatty acid elongation, monounsaturated fatty acid; very long-chain fatty acid biosynthetic process
Cellular component (GO): endoplasmic reticulum membrane
Molecular function (GO): fatty acid elongase activity
Source: RefSeq, a predicted model, not a curated record
AUGCUCUACAAAUUCGUCAUCAACGAUGAGGGUAUUGUCCAUCGCCUGCCCCCCGGCGGGCUCACGACCUACCCAGCCCAGUCUGUAUGGGUCAUGCACGAGCGCUUCCCCUUCCUCAAGCCCUUCUACUUUAGCUUCGAGACGGAGUUCAGCGCUGCUGCUGCUCUGAGCUGGAACAUUGCGAACUACUAUGUGGCCCCUCUUGCUGCUUGUCUUUAUUUGCUGUUUUGCUACUGCGGCACGAAAUAUAUGAAGAACAGAGAGCCCUUUGACCUGCGCACUCCCCUCAAGUACUGGAACCUCGCCCUCGCCAUCUUCAGCUUCAUGGGCAUGGUGCGGGUGGUGCCGCAGCUGGCGUGCCUGGUGUGCAGCUACGGGUUCGAAGCGUCGCUGGCGAGCCCGCCCGUGUACGCGUACGGGCACGGGGCCGCGGGGUUUUGGACUCUGUUGUUUAUUUACUCCAAGUUCUUCGAACUCUUGGACACAGUCUUCAUAAUUCUGCGGAAAAGACCCCUCUCCUUCCUGCACUGGUACCACCACGCCACAGUGCUGCUCUACACGUGGGACGCGUACACGUGGGAACAGCCCGCGGGCAUUUACUUCGUGGCGAUGAACUUCAGCGUGCACGCGGUGAUGUACUUUUACUACUUUUUGGCCGCGCAGCUGCGGCGGCCGCUCUCGUGGGGCAUUUUCGUGACGGCCGCGCAGAUCUCGCAGAUGUUCGUGGGCGUGGGGGUCACCUUCGUGUCGAUGUACUUCGCCUUCAGUUUUCCGUACCGGCCGCUGUGGCGGCGCGAGCAGAUCCGCGACGCCCUCGCCCACGGCCACUACAUCACGCCCAAGAACCUCUACUGGGCCUGCCUCAUGUACUCCACCUACUUCUACCUCUUCGCCGAGUACUUCGUCAAGCGCUACGUCAAGGGCCGCGGCCACGCCGCCAAGGCCCGCAAACACUGCAAGCAGCUCCAGUGA